Messenger RNA from Chlamydomonas reinhardtii, 6230 nucleotides. RefSeq lists its product as uncharacterized. The record is from RefSeq and is a predicted model, not a curated record. Gene Ontology annotation, cellular component: plasma membrane. Gene Ontology annotation, molecular function: ATP hydrolysis activity; magnesium ion binding; ATP binding. Lineage: Eukaryota; Viridiplantae; Chlorophyta; Chlorophyceae; Chlamydomonadales; Chlamydomonadaceae. The transcript is spliced from 21 exons. Bases 360 to 5363 code for a protein of 1667 amino acids. Gene Ontology annotation, biological process: phospholipid translocation.
UCGAAUCCAAGCGUCCACUGUCCACUCGCGGUCCCGCCUCUCUGCCUUCUCGCAGUGCAUCGAUGAGCAAAGUUGUCGUCUCACUGUUGUUACGCCUAGUAGUAGUCUUGAUGCACUUGUCAGCUUUUAUCCCCACAAUUUGAUAGAACAGCUAUACAGAGAGCUCCGUCGACUUUUGUAUGGAGAAACUUCGUUUUGCUCGCCUGGACUCCUUGUGAGCUUCGUAUGAAUAGAGCUUAGUAGUCUCGCUUCUUUUACAGUGAACCGGCUACAACAGGGCCCUUGUCCAAACAUGAAGAAGUUUAGAAGAGGGGGACUUGGUGCCCGCCAGCUUUAACAUCGCUGUCAUAGCUGUAAAAAUGGGCUUGUUUCGCCGCGCGGACGGGCCAGCAGUGGUCGCUGAGGCGCAUCGGCACAUACCGCUGGGCUCAAGCCUGGACACAGAGGAGCACCUGCCCUACCGCGGCAACUAUGCCUCCACAACGAAGUACACGUUGCUUACGUACCUGCCGAAGGCGCUCUUCGAGCAAUAUCGGCGUGUGGCCAACAUCUUCUUCACCUUAAUGGCGGCGCUGUCUCUCACGCCCUUCAGUCCGCUCAGGCCCUGGACAUGCUGGACGCCGCUGGUGCUGGUGGUGGGUGUGUCCAUGAUCAAGGAGGCGCGGGAGGACUACAAGCGCUACAAGCAGGACAGGGAGGUCAAUGAGCGGCCCACGCGCGUGCUGGACAGGAAGACCGGUGAAUUUGUGACGAUACCAUGGAAGGCGCUCCGCGUCGGCGACAUAGUGCAGGUGUGCCGCGACGAGUACCUGCCCGCAGAUCUGGUGCUGCUAUCCACCUCCAGCGAUGAGGGCACCUGCUACAUCGAGACGAUGAACCUCGACGGCGAGACGAACCUGAAGAUCAAGGCCGCGCCGGAGGAGACCCGCAGCCUGGAGGAGGCCGACCUGGUGGGCCUCAACGCCAUCAUCGACUGCGAGGGACCCAACUCGCGCCUGUACCAGUUCACAGGCAACCUGCGCCUGCGGGCGCCGCUGCCGCCCACCGUGGUCGCAGCCAUGGCAGCGGCGCAGGCCAUGGCGGCAGCGGCCAAGGCGGCAGCCGCCGCCGAGGCCGGUGGCGGGGAAAAGGAAAAGCUCGAGCAAGAGGGGCCGGGUUGGGGCCGUGCAGCGGCCAAGAGCCUGCUUGCGAAUGGCAUGGAGGCGCACGCGGCGACCCUUAAGUCUAUGGCGUCGACAACAGUCGCCGCGUCGGAGCCCAGUCGAUGGAACUUCCGUGCGUCGCAGCGGCGGGCCAGCACACGCGUGGAGCCGCCGCACGAGUAUGUGGCGUCACUGGCCGCGUCGGCGGUGGUGCUGCGCGGCUGCAGCCUGCGCAACACCACCUGCAUCUACGGCGUGGUCAUCUACGCGGGCCACGACACCAAGAUAUUCAUGAACUCCACCGAGGCGCCCUCCAAGCGCUCCUACAUCGAGCGAACCGUGGACCGCAUCAUCCUCAUGUUCUUCUGCGUGCUGCUCAUCUGGUGCCUCAUCUCCGCCGUGUACCACGCCUGGUGGACCAACACCCACUUCCGCCAGCACUGGUACAUGCGCCCCGACGCCCUGGACGCCGACUCCGAUCCGGACAACCCCGCACAGACCGGCGCCGUCAACUUCUUUGUGGCGCUACUACUCUACAGCUACUUGGUGCCUGUGUCGCUGUACGUGUCCAUCGAGAUGGUCAAGGUGUUCCAGGCUAUGGUGCUCAUUGCGCAGGACCGCGACAUAUACCACGCGGAGACGGACACGCCCGCGCUGGCGCGCACGUCCAACCUUAACGAGGAGUUGGGCAUGGUGGCGGCGGUGAUGACCGACAAGACCGGCACGCUGACACGCAACGUGAUGGAGUUUUUCAAAUGCUCCAUUGCGGGCGUGCCGUACGGAGCGGGCAUUACGGAGAUUGAGCGCUCCAACGCGCUCAGGAAGGGCCAGGUUCUGGACGACCGCGAGCGGCCCGACGCGGCCAAGUUCCGCGAGCGCUUCUUCAACUUCUACGACGACCGCCUGAUGGGCGAGGCGUGGUACAGCGCCAAGGACCCCGUCACCAUCGAAAUGUUCUUCCGCCUGCUGGCCGUGUGCCACACCGUCAUCCCCGACGGCCCCACGGAUGAGAAGAGCAUCAAGUACGAGGCCGAGUCCCCCGACGAGGCUGCGCUGGUGGUGGCUGCCAAGGCGUUUGGCUUCUUCUUCUUCAAGCGCACCAACACCACCAUCACGGUUCGGGAGCGCACGCCGCGCGGCACCACGGACGUGGAGUAUGAGGUGCUGAACAUCCUGGAGUUCAACUCCACCCGCAAGCGCAUGAGCGUGGUGGUCAAGGAGAAGGCCAACGAGAAGAUCAUCAUCUUCUGCAAGGGUGCGGACACGGUCAUCUACGAGCGCCUGGACCCCAACUACGGCCCCAACGAGGACGCCAAACAGGCCACGACCCGUGACAUGGAGGACUUUGGAGCGUCCGGCCUGCGCACGCUGUGCCUGUCGUACGCCGAGGUGGACCGCGACUGGUACGACGCCUGGGCCAAGGAGUGGGACGCAGGCAAGAAGUCUCUCGACGACCGCGAGAGCAAGCUGGCGGAAGCUGCGGAGAAGAUCGAGCGCAACCUGCGGCUGCUGGGCUGCACGGCCAUCGAGGACAAGCUGCAGGAGGGCGUGCCGGACUGCAUCCGGAUGCUGGCGCUGGCGGGCAUCCGCAUCUGGGUGCUCACCGGCGACAAGAUGGAGACGGCCAUCAACAUCGGGUUCGCCUGCUCGCUGCUCACGGAGGAGAUGCACCAGCACACGGUCACGGCGUCCUCGGCGCGGGUGGAGGAGCUGGAAAAGGCGGGCCGGCGGCAGGAGGCGGAGGCGCUGGCGGCGGAGCUGGUGGCCAAGCAGCUGGACAAGAUUGACUUGGAGCUCAGGCAGGCUACCGAGGCGGCGACCGGGGCAGCCGGCAAAGCUGGUGGCGCCGGCGCGGGGCCGAAGCAGGGCGGCGCUGGACCGGGCAUCGGCGGCGGCAUGGGCGGCGAUGCCAUUGACGCGGCGCUAAUCAUCGACGGAAAGGCGCUGAGCUACGCGCUGUCAAAAGACCUGGCGCCGCUGCUGCUGCGCGUGGGCCUGCGCUGCAAGGCGGUGGUGUGCUGCCGCGUGUCGCCGCUGCAGAAGGCGCAGGUGACGGGGCUGGUGCGCAGCACCGGCAGCAUCACGCUGGCGAUCGGCGACGGCGCGAACGACGUCAGCAUGAUCCAGCGAGCACACAUUGGUGUGGGCAUCAGCGGCCAGGAGGGCAUGCAGGCAGUCAUGUCGGCGGAUUUCGCCAUUGCGCAGUUCCGCUACCUGGUGCCGCUUCUGCUGGUGCACGGGCAAUACAGCUACAAGCGCAUCACGCGAAUGAUCAACUUUUUCUUCUACAAGAACAUGCUGUUUGCAAUAACACUUUUCACCUACUCGGCAUUCACAACUUUCUCCGGCUCCUACAUCUACAACGACACGUCCAUGACGUUGUUCAAUGUGGCGUUCACGUCCGCCACGCCGCUGCUGGUGGGCAUGUUCGACCGGCCGCUGGGCAAGCGGGCCAUGCUGCGGUACCCGCAGCUGUACCGCCAGGGCAUUGCCAACCGCGACUUCAACGCCGCCACCAUCCUGGGCUGGAUGUUCUCGGCGCUGCUGCAGUCCGGCAUCAUCCUGGUGCUGUGCCUGGUGGGAUGCCGCGGCACCACCGCCUCCGCAGACCACGGCAUCCCCUGGAGCAUGGCCGAGGUGGGGGUGGUGAUGUUCACGUCGAUCGUGCUCACCAUCCACCUGCACCUCACCAUGGUGGAGGAGGCCUGGACCUGGGUACACCACCUGGCCAUCUGGGGCAGCGUGGCGCUGUGGUACCUGUACCUGGUGGCCUUCGCCUACUUCCCCGUGUCGUGGAGCCUGGAGAUGUGGCACCUGUUCGAGGGCAUUGUGGCGCCCAACGCCCAGUUCUGGCUCUACAGCCUGAUCAUACCCGCGGCGGCGCUGCUGCCCAACUUCGCCUUCCGCGCCGUCAGCCGGCUGCUGUGGCCAAGCGACGAGGACAUCAUCCGUGAGAUGCAGAAGGUGGAGCGCGCAGCCAACAGCGACUCCUCGCACCGCGCCGGCGGCGCAGCUGGGGCCGCAGCCGGCGCCGCCAGUGAGCACCACGCCCUGCAGAAGCACAAGGGCGGCGGAGGGCUGCUCAUGGCAGCGAUGGGCAGCGGCAGCAACCGCGUAGCGCCCGAGCCGCCCGCAUCGCCGCUCGGUGGCGGCGCGCGCGGCGGCGGCGGCGCCGGCGUCAAGUCGGCGGCGGCGAUUGCCGUGGCUGAGGGCGGGCCAGGGAAUAAGUCGUUCGCGGUCACGGCGGUCAUUGCUGCUGGCGGCGAUGGGGCUGGCGCGGGCGGGGCUGGUGGUGGGAAGGGCAAGGGCGGGCGGUGGAGCGCGACUGGGCAAGAUGGCGUUGAGGAGCUGGAUGGCGAGGAGGCCGCAGACGACGUCACGGCGGCGCCUCCACAGCCGCCCCCUGGCGCCCUGACGGGCACCCGGAGCAGCCGCGACGGCAACCCCAACGGCUUCAGGGUGGUCGGCAACAAGGGGCCUGGCUCGACAAUGCACUCAGCAAGUGGUAAUGGCUCCCGCGCCGCAAGUCGAGCGGGCCCGUCACCCUUUGCAGCGGCGCUGGCUCCGCCGCCUCCGGGCGCAACCAGCAACACCAGCGGGCUAGAUGAGCUGACGCUGGUCUCCGCCGACGGCGGCGGCAUCGACGGUGCCGACGGCGGCGCCGAUGGGAGGGAGUCGCCGCUGCUUGGCUCCUUUGCACCAUCCCCGACGCGCAGCGUCGCCGGCCCGAGCGUGGGGCAUAUCCCCAUCGCCGGCCGCAGCCGAACCGCGGGACUGCCCACUGUGGGCAGCUCCACGAGCCUUGUAGGGGGAGCGGGUGGGGUGCUGGCAGGCAACGGGCACCACUCGCAGCGCUUCGCCCACCAGGCUCACCUACCGCAUGCGGCGCUGGCGUCGUCCAUCUCGACACCCGUGCUUGGGGAGGACGGCGGCCGCAACAACAGCGGGACGGGCCGCGCCGCUGCGGGCGCGGGCGCGGGCGUCGGGCCGGGGUCAAGCGCAACGGCGUCGCCGCGAACGCAGGCCGCCGUUGCGCGGGGGCAGGCAGGGACCAUGGGCAGCAGGGGCGGCGGCGGCGGCGGCGAGAUGCAGCCUACGGCUUCCAUGUCGGGCGGGAGGAUGGUGGUUGGCCAGGCGUCCGGCCAGACGGGCGACAGCGCCAGCGGCGUGCGGGAGGUGUCUACAUUGUCCCGGGCAUCGUCGUCAUCGGUGCAGGGAUAGGCUGCUGAGACGAAACAGCGCAUGCGUUGGGUUCUCACGGCAUGCUUCAUGGCGACUGUGAGGGUUUGCUUUCCCCAUGUGCAUUGGUUGGUUGGCAGGGGUGAACGGCGGGGCUGCAAUGUCUGUGCGGUCUCAAGUGGCGGUCAUGGCGAGGGACGUGCGUGGCGGAACGGGUUCUGCCUGGCUGUGAUUCCCGAUGACCAGUGCUUCUGUAUUAUGGAAAUCUGCGCAGCAUGUAGACGGUAUCAGAGUGCAUGGUUUCAGUUGCUUGCGCAAGCCACUUCAUGCACCAGGCAACCCGCUGCUGUGUCGUUGUGAUUCUUGCUCUGACAUGAUGUGUUUUUAUGCCAAUGACGGGAGGGCUCUAUUGCUUCAUGCAAUGCGCCCCGCGCUGGCGUCAGUAACUGUGAAUGGACCUAAACGAGCAUUGAACACGAAUCAUGCAGUGACAUUGGGUUGGCGUGCUGUAGCUUGCUGUCGCUUUUGUGUUGCGGCUGGAAGAUUGCCGCGAUGCACAGCGUUGCACAGCGGAACGGGGAUUGUUUGCAGGGACUUGAUGUGGAGUGGUUGUGGAAAGGCGUGCACGAUAUGCAUGCGCGUGUAUUCUGAAUAGCAUGCAAGCGAGCGGAGAGAAGCAUGUGGGCUACGGCAUUGGAUGAGGGAUGCAUGGUGGUCUGGCCUUGUUGUGCCACGCGCUGGAGUGCCGGAUCGUGUUCCGCAGAGGCGAAGGGGCCGAGGGUAGCGAGGAUAGAGGGGACAUGAUGGCACGUUGCGAACUGGCUGCAGCGCCUGCACCAUUUCUCCAAGGCGUGUGGCGACCCGUGGUGUCAAGGGGUGCGGUCCCGCCUGUUGUAAGGCCGUGUGUUG